GGCGGGCUGGGAGCGGAAGGGGUGGGCGAAUCCGGAAGCGGAACGGGUAAAGGCGGAAGUGAGGGCCGGGGCCUGCGAGACUCACCUGCGGCGGGGGGAGCGGCGCUCCGGGCGUUGCAACCUGCCUCCAGGUGGAUCCCAGCGCAGAGCCUGCAGCAUCCUUACCUCUUGGCACUCCUGCACUUAGGCCACGAUGGCAGGUCGAGGUGGAGCUGCUCGACCGAAUGGACCAGCUGCUGGAAACAAAAUCUGCCAGUUUAAACUUGUUCUCUUGGGAGAAUCGGCAGUGGGGAAGUCCAGCCUCGUCCUGCGCUUCGUGAAGGGGCAGUUCCACGAGUACCAGGAGAGCACGAUUGGAGCUGCCUUCCUAACACAGACAGUCUGUCUGGAUGACACAACGGUGAAGUUUGAAAUAUGGGAUACAGCGGGACAGGAGCGGUAUCACAGCCUGGCACCAAUGUAUUACCGAGGGGCCCAGGCAGCCAUUGUUGUCUACGACAUCACUAACACAGACACAUUUGUACGAGCCAAGAACUGGGUGAAAGAGUUGCAGAGGCAGGCUAGCCCCAAUAUUGUAAUUGCACUAGCGGGAAACAAGGCAGACCUUGCUACCAAGAGAGCUGUGGACUUCCAGGAUGCACAAACAUAUGCAGAUGACAACAGCUUGCUGUUCAUGGAGACGUCGGCAAAGACAGCGAUGAAUGUGAAUGAAAUCUUCAUGGCAAUAGCCAAGAAACUGCCAAAAAAUGAACCCCAGAACGCUCCUGGUGGCCCAGGUAGGAAUCGGGUGGUUGACCUUCAGGAGAGCAGUCAGCCGAGCAGGAGCCAGUGCUGCAGCAAUUGAGCACCCGUUCCCGCCUGACGGAGCCCUCGAAUGACGUGACUGGAAUCCACGCUAACAAUCGCACUUACCGUAGAGCGGCUGCUGCCGGUGGCUGCUGUGAUUUCUCCAUCCCUUUCUGAUCAUAGGCUGGAGGGAGUUCUUCCACCUGCACCUUUCUGUACAAAUACUAAUUCAAUUCUAAGUCUUAAGUCACUUUUUUAAUAUAUGAACUUCUGCUCUUCCCUCUUCCUGGUGGUGGUGGAUGCGCGACCUGGUGUCUGCCCAGCCAGCCCAUCCCUUCCCACGGGUGAGGCCAGCAGCACCCAGGUCCCACGUACUGUAGUUCACUAUUGGAAACAAAGGGAUAUUGAGACUAGACGACCUGGGUUUAAAAUUACCCGUCUGUAAAAGCUAAGGCUAAUCCCAGUACGAUAUGCCUAGAACAACCACUAAACUGUAGCAUUAUAGUGACAAACUCUGGCUUUUCAGCCACUUUAUUGACCAAAUCACUUACGAGUAUUCUGGGGUGGGGCAGAGGGAAGCAAAACUGGUUUCUUCUGUAUUUUGUAUUGUAUGUUUCUUCAUGUAACCAAUCAGUAUCUUGUCAAUAUAGUACAUACAACUAGC
Molecule: messenger RNA, 1450 nt
Organism: Chroicocephalus ridibundus (black-headed gull)
Lineage: Eukaryota; Metazoa; Chordata; Aves; Charadriiformes; Laridae
Gene: RAB5C
Product: RAB5C, member RAS oncogene family
Exons: 6
Coding region: 194-844 (216 amino acids)
Cellular component (GO): endosome; Golgi apparatus
Molecular function (GO): GTP binding; GTPase activity
Source: RefSeq, a predicted model, not a curated record